AAAUGUUAGUGACGUCACACAGAAAUGAACAGAAAUCAAAAAUGUAAUGGUGGGACAUUACUCUUGCGUUUUGCAAUAGGAACGUGAUCGUGAUGGAGAACGUUGAAGCAGCUGAACAUUGGCCCUUGAAUUUUAUGAAAAAUGAUUGGUUUUCAAAGGGAAAUGAUGUGAUAGAGGUUCAUGUCUAUGUGAAAGAUGUAACUCAUUGCAAAGUUAAUUUUGAAGAGGAAUUUUUGGGAAUUUACUUUCAAACAAGAAAUGAGCAAUUCUACAAAAUUCAUGGACCCAAAAUCGAUGGUUGCAAGCCUACAGCAUUCUCAUAUUCUAUUCACACAAGUGCAAGAAUCGUUCCAGAAAAAUGCUCGUUUUCUGUUUCUAAGACACGCAUUGAAUUGAAGCUAAUGAAAGCAAUUCCAGGUCACUGGGUAUCACUUGAAUCUAGGAAGGCUGUAACAGACAGGAAAAAGGCUUGUGAUGCUGACAACCAACAAUCUGUUAACAAAUUGUGUGAAAUCAGCAAUAAUAAGAAUGAAUGUUAUGAAAGUAGGAAAAUACAAGAUACAAAAGAUGCGCUUGCAGAUGAGCUACCAUUGAAGAACAGGCCAAUGGCAGGAAAAUCAAAGGACAGUAUAGGAAGACAAUUUGGUUCCCCAGAAAACAUGAUGCUUUUAGGGGGAAAAUCAACUCCAUUCUCAAAGAAGAGUGGGGACCAAGAGACCAAAGUGGAUAAAGAAACAACUGCAGUUUGUGAGCCACAAGCUAGUUCUACAACAAAAGAAAUUAACAUUCAGAAAAAUCUAAACAAAACUGUAACUGCUGGCCUAACAGGCCUUGAAAAUUAUGCUAAUAACUGCUACAUGAAUGUAGUUAUCCAAGUUCUUGCUAAUAUCCCAGAGAUACGGGAGUAUUUUGCUGAUGAUCAUUUCUUGAAUUCCUUGAACACGCAGAAUCCAAUGGGCUCUGGUGGCAAUGUUGCUAAAGCAUUUGCUGAAGUGAUCAAGGCCUUAUGGUGUUGUGAAAGAAAGACUGUUGUGCGACCACAAGCACUGAAGCACAUCAUGGGUAAAAGGUGCAGUCUGUUCAUGGGAUUCCAACAAUGUGAUGCCCAGGAGUUUUUUGCCACUCUUCUUGACAAUCUACAUGAGGACAUGAACCAGGGCAGUAGGCCAGAGAGAAGCAACGAGAGUGCCAGCAAAGAUGAAGAUGGCCCAGCCAUAAAUGAGAAAGCAGACACUGCUUGGGAAGAUCAUUUCAGAAGGAAUAACUCAGUCAUAGUGAAAAUGUUCCAUGGACAGAUGGUUUCAAAACUUACAUGCCAAGCCUGUCGCAAGGUAUCCACAACCUAUGAAGCCUGUGGGCAAAUUUCCCUUCCAAUCGCCAUGUCAAAACAGUAUUUCCAUGUAAUCAUGUUCUUUAGAGAUCCAACCCGACAACCUGAAAGGAUUCGUCUGCAAGUGUCAUCCUCUCAUGCACAGGUUUGGCAUUUUUUGACCAUUCUUGAAAGGGUUGUCUCUAUUCCUGCAAAUUGCAUGCGGGUUUUUCAGGAUUCCCGCGGAUCCUGUAGUGUCACCGUAGACGAAAACGCACCAGUUACAGCAAUAAGAAAUUCAAGGCAGGUCAUUGUUUGUGAAACAAAAGAUGAAAAAGAGGCUGAUACUGUCUCUUUACCAUUUAGACAGAAUGUCAUUAAUACAACAAAAACCGGAAAAUGUGCUAGUUGUAGCAAGUCCCAGAACGAUUUAGAGGUUAAACUGAAACGGUGCGCUCGCUGUUUGUAUAUUGCAUAUUGUAGUCAGGAUUGCCAAAGUAAACACUGGGCCUUGCACCGACGCGAUUGUCGCAAAGGUAUGAGGGACUCGAUUGGUCUUCCUUUUUUCGUAACUUUGCGAAAGCAGAAGCUUUCAUAUGACACGUUGUCAGCAAUGGCAUUACAAUAUGCCCGCUUUUCCGUUUCUACUGUCGAUAAAGAUAGUGAUGAAGGGGAUGCUGGGGAGUCUGACGAGAAGAAUCGACCGUUGAACAUCGACUCAGAAGCAUGUCAAAAACAAGCCUCAGUUCCAUCAGACGUCGAACCUGAAGAAAGGAAACAGAGUCAUAAAUGUGAUGGAGCGUUGAACACAGGAGCAAAAACUGUAGAGAACACUCAGAAAUCAAAGGAAGGCGGAAAGGAUGAGAAGAAGCGCCACUCGAAGCUUGAGGGUGCUUGCAACUUCAGUACAAGUGACGAGUUCAUAAUUAAAGCUUUCAUGAAACAAGAUCAGGAACCAGUUGUGCUGUCCAGUGACGAUUUCAAAGCAGACACCGUUUUAUCUGCUGCCUAUUUUGCAAUUGAAUGGCAAAAUAAUCAUAUUAAAGAGAAAGACACCAAAGACUUGUAUGCUUCAUUCAGACGUCGUCAGAGUAGCCUCCAAGAUGAUGAAACCGUUGAUUCUGAUAAAUGUUCCGUCGAGGACUGCUUCUCAAUGUUUUUGGAGCCUGAAAGACUUCAUGAAAAAGAUGGAUGGAAAUGCCCCAAGUGCAAGUCUAUUCAGGCCGUCAAGAAGGAAAUGGCGUUAAGCUACCCACCGCCGAUUCUUCUAGUACAUUUCAAGCGAUUCACGUUUGCGUCGUACGGGCAAAAAGUCACCAAAGGAAUCAGCUAUCCUAUUUGUGGUCUGGACCUGAGCCCAUACAUCGCUGAGGAGACGAGAGGCUUAUUGACAACACCUCCUGUAUACGAUUUGACUGGAGUCAUUUGUCACAAAGGGUCGAUGGGAAUCGGUCAUUACACAUGCAUGGUCCGCAGUCUUAGUCAGCAAGGUCAAACUGACAUCGGAUGGAGGUAUUUUGACGAUGAUCAUGUUGUGAAAAUUGACGAUGAAAGAGUGAUAGACCCUUCAGCUUACGUCCUCGUUUAUCGAAUGCGGGAAACCCCUCACGAUUUAAAGGCCGAUUAUCCGUUUCCUCUUGGUUCAGCCACUGCAACUGAAGGAAAUAAAGACAAGACUACCGCUCAGAGUAGAUUGCCUACUAGACAUUUGUCUGUUGACAGUGGUAUCAAAGAAUAUAGCAAUUUGUCGAUGGAAAACCCUGCAGGUAAAGAUCAUUUGAGGCAAUAUACACGAAAGCAGGAUCACGGUUCUGGAGAUAAACCGGCUUCACUCAAUGAGCAUCGGGUUGAUUCCACCUCGGAUUCCGCACACCGGUCCAUACCGGAGAUGAUUGAUUCAAAUCCUUGUCAAAAGGAGGAUACAGCGCAGUUGUCUGGCGGUUACAACUUGGAGCAAGUUAUUGAUGGACAUAUCACCCCCUUGUUUAGCGAAAUCGCGAUGAAAAAAUCGAAUAUCAAUUUUCAAGAUAAAGAAGUGAAGAACAAAAUUGAAUUCAAUUCAAGCAUAGAUUCGCAUAAAAUGGGUGCUGAUAAAUCUGCAUAUGAGAAUAUAUCACGUGACAAUGAACAAGACAACCAAGUAAGGUCAGAAAACCACAAUCUUUCAGGUAAAGACAAAACUACGGAAGAAGACCAGUUAAACAGUAAAUUUACUCAACCUGAACUGCAUUACGGAGCUGACAGUGCUCUAAGAGGAUUUGACGAUUGUGAUAUAAACGAAGAUGACAUUGAUUGAGUUGUGUUAAAAUUGUUUUAGUAUGUCUCGAUAUGGCAACGUUAGUUGCUUUUGGUUAUAAUUUGCGUACAGAUUUCAGUUUGCAUGGCUGCUUUUUCUCUCUUACACCAACUUGUCAUCAUUUACUACAAAUGUGCCAUCUGGGGUCUUGAGCCAAAAUGAUUCCCUGUGAAAUCAACAAAAGUUCGUUUUUACCUGCUCCUCGAAGAAGGAUCUGAAGUUUUUUCAUUCACGUUGAGUUGCUAGAGUAGAGAGAAGAUAAACGCAGAUGACUCUUAGAAUUUCAUUUGGAUUUUAGCUAAAAAAUUUUUAGAAUUUUUAAAUCAAGAGUAUUAAAGUCUGUUAGCCCUUUAAUUAUUCCUGUAGUUAUUCAAUUUUUUUGAACCAGUUGAAAGGCGAUAGAACUACCGUAGAAUGGUUCAUCUUUUCCCAUCCAUCUAGGAGGAAUUUCGUUUUGAAUCGUUAAUUAUCUUAAGCUUUAGAUCAUUAAUGUCAAAUUAUUACCGAGAAAGCUUGCCCUAGGUUAUUAAAUUGAUACACUAGGGGUAGAUUGAUGCUCAAUUUUACCAUUUAUCUCUCGGAUAUUUUUUUAUGGGCUUAUUCCUCCUGGAAAUCUCUAGUUGUCGCUCUCUUUACUUCGACAUAAAAGAGUCAAGAUUUUAGCUAUUUCAUUUAACCCCGGCCUUGAUUACGUUCGUUUAUCUCAUCAAAGCAAAUUAUUUGUUUUAACUGGCAAUGUCUGUACCACUGAUAUACCCAAAGUAAUUUUGGCAUGCUUUGCAGCAUAAUCAAACAGACUGUCCCUUGCCGACUCUACAGUUUGUACGCAUUAUUAAGACUCCUUUAAAAUGAAAGGCAGGAUUUAAUUGACACGUGAAACCUUCUUUAUAAAUGCCUUUCCACUAUCUGCAAAGACAAAAUUAUUUCGAAGACAAAGCUGAUAUGUAUAUAAAAAACUUUGAGCAGCGAUAGACAUUCAUCAAAAACUCUUUUCACAUUAUCUUAUUCUUUUUUCGCAUUCUUUUUUCGGGUAACACAGAACAUUUUGUGAUGGUGGCUCCUACAAAUCACUUUUUCUAUGCCUAAAACGUUUGGUCCAACAGAAAUUCCUAUUAUUAAUCGUAGCAUUGCAUCUUCACCUCUACAAUGUAACCGCACUGUAUCCUUUUAUCAGCUUAGAGUUGGCAAACUAUGGUAACGUUUUUAUGUAAGCUGCCGAUUCAAAUCAUGGGAAAAAUUGAUGUGAUCGGCGUAUAGUAUAGUUUAGAAUAUGUGUCAUAUUGUCAUAAUAUCAACAGCUAAAAAGGCAAGACCAAAGAAGAAAUUGCAACCAGAAGCAAAGCAAUAAAUGCCUCACAUGUUCUUUAAUCGUUCUAAAAAUUAGGUGAAAUACUCGAAAUAAAUGAGCGGCAGCAAUUAUUUAAACAGAUUUAAUUAAGUUGAAGGAUGGUUGAGACGGCCAUCAUUGAAGGUUUUCUAAAAAAAUUUGUCACAUCAAGGUUCCUGGGAGUAGGUUACUGAUAUAUAUUCAGAAUAAGAAUGCACAGAGUACUUUUUGCGCUUAGAAUUUGGAUGAAAAAUGUUUUUUGAGUAAGACACUUGUCAAAAUGCCUUUUUAGGUUCAUGACGUGCUAGAAUAUUUGUUGGUUUCAAAUGCUAAAGGAAAGUGGAAAAAGUCAUAUAGUAUAGUCGGGUUUGAAAGAAAGAAAAACAUGAAUACUUUUUAGGUAUAUUUCUAUCUUAUAUAUAUUUCUAUGAAAAUUUAGUUGCAUCUUAACAAGCAUCUUAGCGAGGCUUGCAGUCAUGAAUCAAUACGAGGUUAUCGUAAGCAACUUCGAAAUGCGUUAUCCAAGUACCUGAAAUUAAAAAGGGUACCUAAUUGUGCGUUUUUGGAGUCCGAAUACUAAUAGAUGCCAAUGUUUUCUGUAUUUACAGGUGUGAGGUAUUUUAAUAGAGAUAUGUGCUACAAGAAUAUAAAAUUAAGUCUAUUAACCGGCACAUUGCAAUACUGGGCACGUCUAGAUAAAGACUACUGCUUUGCCACAAAAUAUCGUCUGUUGUCAAAAACCUCUUCCUUGCACGAAACAGGGGCUCAAUGACACCAAUAUUUGCAGGUGGGCAAAAAGUUUGAGCUACAAACAAUGCUUUACUGCCUGCAAAAGGAAGUAGGUAUUUGCCAUCUUGCCCCUACGCUCCUGUGCGUGAGUAGGAAAAGGUCGAGGUUGGGGAUUCAUGAUGGACCGCUCAGGUUGGUCACCUUUGCAAACCCAUUUCGAAAGCAGAAGAAAAUUUUGAAAAGAAGUGAUGUGGAAGUCUACGCGCAGGUCUUGUUGCGUGCAUCCAGCAAAUUUAAAGUAACUAAAAAGUAACUAAACUGUUAUCUUUGACGAAAUAAAAGCUUCAGCAAAGGGCAUUAGCCGCAUCAUUAUGUAGAAUUCAGGAUCCACGCCACCGGGACCCCAUUUUAUUGCGAAGGAAAAUGUCAAAGCUGCAAUAAGAUAUGAAAGAAGGAAAUAUGUUGAACGGCGUGGUUUGACCUAGCAAAAUUACGAUUGAAAUUAGAGGGUAUGCCCAAUAACGCCGAGUAGUGAUUUUCAUGUUGCUAUUCUAUAGGUGGACCAGGACCUGAUCACCCUUUGAAAGCGGAUUCUGUCAACGACGCCAGAGCGCUCUUCUCCAUUAGCACGGAGAAUUAAAACAUUCUUGCGCUCAACGAUGACACAAAAGAGAUUAAAUUCUCUACCGAUUUUAGCUGUAACUUGUAUACAGCAUGUUUUUAAUCGAUGUCAUGUAGCAAACGAUUUUGUUGCCAAUAACACAAAAUCAAUUUGGCAAGUUUGUCAGCUCUAAUUGGUAAAUUUGUACUUUGUUUAUUUCAUUUUGCUAGUGAUAUUGGUAUAGUGUAAAAACUUUACCUUGUAUUAUAAUAUAACAUUCUGAAAAUAAAAAUGAGCGUAACUCAUUUUAAAAGUUUAUAUGCAUACUUCAUCCUAUUUAUAAGUUGAAUCCUUAUAACUGCAUUUAAAUAUAGUAUGUUCAUUCUUAUAUUUCAGUAUAUAUUGUAAUUAAAUUAUCAAUGUUGAAAAUAUGACUUGAGUUUAAGCUUGUGAUGUAACAGAAAAACAGGAAAUUCCGUUUUGCUUUUCACAACAUCUACUUUUAGUCAUAGAAGGUGGUCGCAAGUGUCGAUAAGUGUUUUGAUAAAAGUUUGAAGGGUUCAAACCUUGAUAACGAAGAACUCAGGAACCAUCAUUUCUAUUUCAGAAGGAACUUCUGGCCAACCUAACCAGCAAAUAUUGCAAAUUUUGGGCUACUUAAUUCAAGGUUAAUUCGUUAGCCUUGGCCCCAAGGGUCUUUUUUAACAAACCAACUAGGAGGCUUUAUUAAAAAAGGGGCUAUUGUCCUUCUCUUUAUGUAAACAAAGGGCUGCCCCCGCAGCUGAGUCCCCUUCGAAAAGGCUAUGUUACCCCCCCCCCCCCACUUUCGAAAUUUGUGGCGUGGGCCCUGGUGUUACAUCAUAUGCGAGAAAAACGUCUUUCGACCAUUUGACACCAUUUGACUUGUUCCUUAAACAUUUUCGAUUGAACUGGCGUUGCUAUACUAUACUGUUUAAUUACAUUUUAAGGAAAACGAUAUUCUUCCAAUAAAUCUGCGUUCAAAAUCAAGCUGGAAUGAGUCGAGAAUUAAAAGCCAAAAUAGAAGAUGAAUUUUAAGUGUUCUUUCAACUGUUCAAGUUCAACUCCUUCAUGAAAUACUGCAGUCAAGGAAACGAUUCCCUUAUGACUCCUAAGCUGUCACACACCUUAAGACCACACAAGAAAACUUCUUUCAUUUCAAGAAAAUAAAGAAAAUUUAAUUCGAAAAAGCUGUUUAUUCCUUUAUUGUUGCUAUCUGCUAUCUACUUUCCAACUAGAUAAAAGGUGAAAGUGAAUUUUGAGAAAAGAAUAACGCCAGUUUAUCCAUUUCCACAGAAACCUCAGUUUUCAGCUUCAAAAUUGAUCAAAAUUGAUAAGGUAUCUAUGUAAUAUAAGCAGUUGAAAUAAUAAGAAAGUAUGAAAACGUAAAGAGAGUUUACACUUGCAAGUUGCUGAAGUUAACUUAGAUCGAGCAGUUAGUAUGAAUGCAAACAUGAACGUCGAAGUAUGAAAUAGUUUUCUGCAGUGUCUAGAAAUGUUGCAAGGUUGAUUGUCAAAGGUAUUGUUGGGAGAUGCUGAGAGCGUUUAACACACCUAUUCAACAUCACUAAACAUCAUUGAACAUCACUGUAAAAAGGUUGAGCGAUGUUCAAUGCAAUGUUGAGAGCGUUUUAACGGGGCUUAAUGGUUUCCAAUUGAUAUUUAAGCUGCCUAAUGCUAAAGAGCUCUACAACGUUAACGGUUAUCUUUUUAAUUACAUUCUUACUAAUAAAGUCAAAAUAUAUGUCUAGAAGUAGAGACUGUGAACUAGUUUUUCAAACAAGCUCCCAUUUCUCUAAAAUUGUCAUCUACUUUGAAACAGAUUUUCUUCUCCCGUCUUCUCUCUAUGGCACUAUUUGGUACCAUCUGGCGCUCUACGCCUUUUAUAAAAGCCGCACUGAAACCAAGCCAAUGAAAACAGAAACAACGGUGUUGAAGAUACCAUCGCUUUUAAGCAUUUUGCCACUUUCGAGAUAGGAACAGCACUAUUUCCAUUUGCAUCGUUUCACCAAUGAUCCCCACCCACUGCAAGUUUUUCGACCAUCGCGCCAUUAUGAAUCAGUUCUGCUGCGCAGUCAAAAUGGCCGUUCCUCACCGCUCCAUCCAGUACACUUUUCCCCGUGCAAUCGAUGGCAUUCACAUUUGCCCCGUGCUCUAUCAGCAGUCUGAUGCAGUUAAAACUGCCAGACAGAGCUGCAUGGUGAAGCAAGCUUUGUCCUGAAGCCGUCUUAUAGUUCACAUCAACGUUGCAUUUUUGCAGAAUCCGUUCGCAUUCUUCGAUGUCAUCUUCAGCCACUGCCGUCACCAGUAGCACCUCUGGUUGAAAACUGACACUUUUUGUACGUGAAAUGGUCUUUUUUAACAAGCCUUUAUUGAACAGUUUGAAUCUCGGACCAGCGAACAGGGAUGAUCGCUUCGUUUGCUGUUCAAGGUCUGACGGCAAUGAUUUUGAUUUGUAUAUUGUCUUGCGGUAAUUUUCACUUGGGCAUUCCUUAAUGCAGUUUCUUGUUAAUACAUUUUUUGACACAACCUUGGAGCUUGGGGGCGUAAUGGUCGAUUUUCUUCUUCUCAUCAUCAUGUCUGGGUAUC
Molecule: messenger RNA, 8869 nt
Organism: Rhopilema esculentum
Lineage: Eukaryota; Metazoa; Cnidaria; Scyphozoa; Rhizostomeae; Rhizostomatidae
Product: ubiquitin carboxyl-terminal hydrolase 19
Biological process (GO): protein deubiquitination
Molecular function (GO): cysteine-type deubiquitinase activity
Source: RefSeq, a predicted model, not a curated record